AGGAGAGGAGGAGGGAGGUGGGCUGCCAGUGGGAGAGUCCAGAGGAGGAGAGGAGGGAGGUGGGCUGCCAGAGCGAGUCAGCAGAGAGGAGAGACGCCGCCGUCCAGGUGGACCUGCUGAGCCAGCAGCUCAGCUGGAGACACUCAGGUGUGUGCGGCGUGGCCUGGCAGUGUGUCUCUGUCAGAGCGGAUGAACCAGGAGGGGGCGCUCUGCUGCAGCACUGCAGCUCACACAGGCCGGACGCUCACCACGGCGCCCCCCUCUACCUGCUCUGCUCCCACCACGGACACACGCCGCUACCCACAAUGCCUCAGUACGGACCACCUGCGCCUCCGGACCUCCUACAGACCGCCUCGCCACCCAGCAUGCCUCUGUGCGGCGUGUCCCCCAGUGCAGGCAGCUGUGAAGCUCCUCCCCCUGGACUCAUCGCUCCUCUGAGCGAGGAGGAUGAGGAGGAGGAGGAAGGCUCGUUCAAACAUGAGAAGAAUGAGCGUCUCCGUGGUAACAGACGGCCCACAAUAACGACGGACGGGCAGAAGAAGAAGAGGAGGACCAAACACAUCGCAGGAAGAGUCCAGCCCAGGAGGAAGAGUCCCGGCAGCACCGCCCGCCGACAGAGGGAGAUGGACGAUAAAUCGCAGCCUGACCGUCGUCAGGCUGUCGUCCAAUCAGAAGGCAUACCUUCAAAAGGCAACCGCAAGACGCAACGAGGAGAGACACGAAUCCAACGCACCCAGAAAAUGAUUGUGAAGAAGAAGAAGGAGGAAGGAGGAAAGAAGGGGAGGUGUAAGCAGGAGCAGAGGGAGGACGAGUCAACGGUGGAGGAACGAGUCAGACCUGUGAAGAGGGACGUGGCGGUUAGGCCGAGGAGGAAGGCGGUCGGUCCACCCAUCAGAUACCUCAUCGAGUUCGAGGAGCGGUCACGUGGCCCGUUGGCGACCAAUCACAGCAAAGCAAUGGGAGCCAAAGCUGAAAGGAAGCUGAGGUUGGAGCAUCAAGAGGACGAGGAGACGAGAGAUGGGGUGGAGCGAACAGAGCCGACAGACAGCAGCAGGGUGGAGUCCCCUCAGGACGGAGGAGGCGGAGGGUGGCAGCUCUGUCAGGUGUGUGGUCUGACCUUUACCUGUCGGUCGGCGCUGCAGCUCCACCUGUCUGUCCACAGAGCAGGACGCCACCUCAGCUGCCAACCCUGCAACAAGAAGUUCAGCUGCGCCAGCACCCUGCAUCUGCACCAUCGCCGCCAUCACCAUGAAGGUUGGGCGGCAUCCGGUUGCACCCGAGCAGCUGAUGACAAACAGGAAGAUGAGGUCCUUCCACGUCCCAGCAAGGCUCAUGAUUGGUCAAGAUGCAGAAAGCGUGCGCGAAGAAAUCCCUGGUGGUGGGUCGACUACCAGACCACCAUAAGGAGGAGACAGCAGGAGCGAGAUGGAGCAAGGGGGAGGAAGAGGUGUAGAGAAGAGGUGGAGGUGGUGAAACGAGUCUGUCUGAAGGAGGAGGGAGGAGGAGAGGAAGGACAAGUAAAGGAGAACAAGGUGGAGGUGACACAAGUCUGUCUGAAGGAGGAGGAGGAGGAGGGAUGGACAAAAGGAGGUGGUGGAGCAACCUCAGAGGCUGAGGAGGAUGAUGGUAGGCCCACCAAUCAGAUAUCUCCUGGAGUCAGAGGGACAGUCACAUGGUCCAGGAACAGCCAAUCAGGACAGAGGGUGGGAAUUUAA
Micropterus salmoides (largemouth bass) is the source of this 1715-nucleotide messenger RNA. Its product is annotated as zinc finger protein with KRAB and SCAN domains 1-like. The record is from RefSeq and is a predicted model, not a curated record. Bases 306 to 1715 code for a protein of 469 amino acids. NCBI's taxonomy places the organism in Eukaryota, Metazoa, Chordata, Actinopteri, Centrarchiformes, Centrarchidae. The transcript is spliced from 4 exons.